AUACAGAGCCCAUCAUAACAAAUUUACACCGAAGUCUUCUACUUCCCGGUUCUCCUCGUCUGCCAGCCAAAUCGUCUUCUGACGCCAAUUUCCUGAGCCGGAGGCCAUGAACUCCGGCAAUCCGCAUGGCAUUUCCGGGCUCGCUAUAUCCGUUACGGAAUCUAUCCGUUCGUUUUUUCUCUCCGCCUCUUGGGACCCGCACCUACCUCUAGAACUUCGAGGAUUCGCUUCGAAUCUCUCUUCACAAUCCAAUGUAACAUACAAGCAACUUCGAAAUAUAUGGAUCAAUACGACAGCCGAGAGUCGAUCGGACUUCCGUCAGCUGUUCUCCGCAUCGGAUUUCGUAUUUUCCAGACCUAAGUCUAGAGAGAAGAGUGAAGAAUUGAAGGCAAGAUUGAGGAAGCUUGCGGAAUUAGGAGAGUUUAAGGAUAUCGCCCCAAAGAAAAACAUGAAUGAGCCUUUCUCUACAUAUAAGGAUCAACUUGGUUUUGGUUUCCAUGUUGUGCUGACCAUGUUUACUGGCUAUCUGGUUGGAUAUUUGGCAUUUAGAGCAUUGUUCAACCAUAGUCCUGUCAUGAAUGCUGCUGGAGGUAUCAUGGGAUUGGUUUUCGGCAUGCUCCUUGAAACUCUUCUGUUCAUUAUUAGAACAUCUGAUCAUGGCCUCAGAUCACCACCUCCAACUUCCAGAAUGAAAAAGAAUCAAUAGGCUAGUCACCAAGGGGUGCCCCCUCUUUUCUUUUCUGAAUUGUCUAAUUUCUGUUGUACAUAGCAACUAAUAAUGUUGUUAAACCUUG
Molecule: messenger RNA, 794 nt
Organism: Rubroshorea leprosula
Lineage: Eukaryota; Viridiplantae; Streptophyta; Magnoliopsida; Malvales; Dipterocarpaceae
Source: the annotation of a GenBank genome assembly